Molecule: messenger RNA, 2419 nt
Organism: Triplophysa rosa
Lineage: Eukaryota; Metazoa; Chordata; Actinopteri; Cypriniformes; Nemacheilidae
Gene: gpr19
Product: G protein-coupled receptor 19
Exons: 2
Coding region: 284-1546 (420 amino acids)
Biological process (GO): G protein-coupled receptor signaling pathway
Cellular component (GO): plasma membrane
Molecular function (GO): G protein-coupled receptor activity
Source: RefSeq, a predicted model, not a curated record
AGUGUUGCUGCACGCGAGCGUUAGUGUAGCUCAUGAAUAUUCACGAAGCGGAUAGAUACUGGAGCGUGACGUUACGGCUCGGGUCUGAUAUGAUUUCUGGAGUCUGAUGUGGACGAAUAUGAAUGUGAUGAGGAUUGUGUCGAGUGGAUGAUGUAGUUGAUUUCUGACGGAUGAUAAACGGAUAAAUGUGAAUUAAUCAUGUUCAUGAGCCGAUGAUGGAGAAAGAAGAAACUGAUCGGAGAACAGCAGAGAUCUAAGCUGUGAUCUGAGCGCAGGAGGGAAGAUGGUGUUUCUUCUGUCUGUGGAGGGUGUACAGCCCUCUUUCCACUCAUCCCUCGUCUUCUACCCCACCAUCAACCACUCUGACAGAAACGAUUCGUCCACCCCGCCCGCUGCCGUCCUCUGCCGUCUGGAUGGCCCGUCCUCCUCUUCCUCGCAGAUCAAUGGCUCUCUGACCUCAUACGAUCUGAGCCCUGCUGAGGUGAUGCUUCUCGGGCUGAUCUUUGGCAUCUUCUGGGUGAUAUCAGUUCUGGGCAACUCUCUGGUUUGUCUGGUGAUCCAUCGCAGUCGCAGAACCCAAUCCACUACCAACUAUUUUGUGGUGUCGAUGGCUUGCGCGGAUCUGUUGUUGAGUCUGGCGUGCGCUCCCUUCAUUCUGCUGCAGGUGUCUGCGGGUCACUGGCCUCUGACCGUUGGCGCGUGCAAAGCUGUGCGUUACCUGCAGCAUUUGUGCCCCGGUGUUCAAGUCUACGUGCUUCUGUCCAUCUGCGUCGACCGUUUCUACACCAUCGUGUACCCUUUGAGCUUCAAAGUGUCACGCGAGAAGGCCAAACGGAUGAUUCUGGCAUCUUGGCUCUUCGACGCUGCUUUCGUGUCUCCGUGCCUGUUCUUCUACGGAUCUACGCCGUCUCCGGACCACUGUGACUUUUUCCUGCCCCACUCCUGGGACGGGGUGGCGUACGCGGUGGUUCAUCUGCUCUUCGGGUUCCUGGUGCCGGCGCUUCUCAUCGUGUCUUUCUACCAGAGGGUGGUCCGAUACAUCUGGAGGAUCGGCACGGACGGUCGCACGGUACGCAGAACCAUGAACAUCGUCCCCAGAACUAAAGUCAAAACCAUCAAGAUGUUCCUGAUGCUCAACGUGAUGUUUCUUCUCAGCUCGAUGCCGUUUUACGUAGCUCAGCUCUGGCAUCCCGCAGCCGUGUCAGGCCCCAGCAGACAGGGGGCGCUGUUUUUCAUCGCCGUGGUCUGGAUCUCCUUCAGCUCCACGGCUUGCAAGCCCACGCUCUACUCCGUGUACAACGCCAACUUCAGACGUGGCAUGCGGGAAACUUUCUGCAUGUCCUCCAUGAAGUGUUACCGUAGUAACGCGUACACCAUCACGGCAAGCUCGCGAAUAGCUAAAAAGAACUACGUCGGGGUGGUUGAUAUUCCUGUGCCGGAAAAGACCCUCAUCAAAGACUCGGUUUAUGACACUUUUGACCGAGAAGCAAAGGAGAAGAAAUUAGCCUGGCCUAUCAGCACCAACCCACCAAACACUUUUGUAUAAAGAGUCUCGCACACGGGCUCAUGUUCAUGUUCUGUGUGUGUUUGUGUCAUCAUUACAGAGUUUAAGAUUGUUGACAUGGGAUGAGAAUUAAGUUUCACUGACAUGAGCGAGUCAGACUAAAGAAAUUCACAAAAUCCAUCGAUACUUUUGUUUGUGCUCUUUGUGAUGUAAGUUCCUGGAGGUUGACGUCAUCAAGAAACACUAUUCACCCUUUUAUAUAUUAACAAUAUUCAGAAGAAAACAUCUGAAGUAUGAAUUGUUGAAUGCCAUUUUUGUGUCAGUGAAAUAAUUUCAUGUUCACUUCAUCAGGAUAUUGCUAGAAAAUCAUUUCCAUAAUUUACGUUUUAUAAUGUACAUGUAGACGGCAUAAUAGAAACAAUCCAGUAUCACUUGGUGCUAACAGAUGAUGAUGGAGAAUACACAAACAUCCUCAUAAUCCUGAAAGCUCUUGUUCUGUGGUUUUCUAAUGGUCUGGUAUGUGUUAAUGUAAGACACACACACACACGUCUGGUUUACUAUCUCCGUGGAGACAGUCCAUAGGCGUAAUGUUUUGUAUACUGUACAAACGGUAUAUUCUAUCCCCUAUCCCUAAACCUAAAGAUCAUAGAACACUUUUUGCAUUUUUAGAUUUUUAAAAAAUAUUGUUCUGUACAAUUUAUAAGCUUUUUUGCCACGGUGACACGAGUCCCCAUGUGUUGGUGUGCAUUCAGGUUUAGGUCCCCACCGCGAUAUACAAACAUGAACACACACACACACACGUGUUUUUGUGCCUGUAGUUACAGAUCAGCUGUUUCUCAUUGUUAUCUGUGAUGUUUAUGAUGCAGACAAUGUCAUUUUACAAUUAAACUUUCUGAAUAUCUGACAUCUGUUGUU